AUGAAUCUGUUGGGUCAAUUGCAGAAAUCUCUAGUGCUCUUUAGUGAUCUAGGCCUUACAACUGGCUUGCCUGUUUGGGUGCCAUUGGCACCUGUUGUUGCUUCUAAUUUUUCUUCGGAGCCUCAGAUGCCAGAUUUGGAUGUUGAUUCGGCAGUAGUUGAAACUACUAUCCUGAUCACAGUUCCUGAGGUGGUUCAACCGACUAUUGUAGAGACUGGUUUUUCUGCUCGAGGACUUUCACCGUCUCCUUACCCUACAAGAGGAUUCAGGGUGAUAGUUUGUCUACUCCUGUUUAAGGAGGUUUUUUUAAGCGGGACUAAUUUUUCUGAGUGCGGCGAGCAUGAGCCUCUUACUCCUUUGUUUCAUCUUUCUGUUAUUCUGUCAUCCUGGGUACCUAGCACCCCAGAGGAGUUUCUUGUUGUUGUGGCUACUGAGGAUAUGGACUUUGUUUACAGCUGA
Messenger RNA from Vicia faba (fava bean), 459 nucleotides. The record is from the annotation of a GenBank genome assembly. NCBI's taxonomy places the organism in Eukaryota, Viridiplantae, Streptophyta, Magnoliopsida, Fabales, Fabaceae.